AUGGAGACCUCUGUGGCGCCAAACAGAGACGGCGACAGUCCACAGACAUACUCGAUUCUCAGCUACCUCUUCGAGAAUGAGGAUUUCGAUGUGUAUUUGCUGAAAAUCAAAUACCUUGCCUCCUUUAUCGUCCCGAUUUUUUGCGUCUUCGGCAUGGCCGGCAAUUGUAUGGCGUUGAUGUUGAUUCGGACAAAUUUCUGGCUUCGUCGUCUCACGUCAAAUGCCUAUUUAUCAACACUUUCUGUCUCCUCAUGUCUUUUCUUGUUCACCGUUUUCGUCACUUGGAUGGACAAUCAACACAACGUGCCAUUGUAUAACAAUUCGGAGAUCGGGUGCAAAAUUUUUACCUAUUUGGCUCACGCGUGUGACUUCAUUUGCGUUUGGAUGAUUUCUUGGGUCUCCUGCGAUCGAAUUAUUGUCCUAUAUCGACCUGGCAUUAGAAAAUGGGUUUGCACGAAAAAGUUCAGUCGUCGAAUGGUUCUUUGCACGAUUCUCAUCUCAUUAACCUUCUAUUCUUGGUGUUUAAUCUCGGCUUCAUUAGAAAUGGAAGGAAAGCAAGUUUUCUGCGGUUUAGCCAGGAAUCAAACGUUUUUUGGUAAAACAAUCGGCAAUUUGUACUUCAUUUUCACGCUACUCGACACAAUGUUGUGCACGAUUUUACCAUCGAUUCUCAUUGUCGUCAUGAACUCUUUUGCUAUCUAUAGAUAUCAUCAAUGCAUGAAAAUCUAUGCAUCCGGUGUGUUACGUGUGCGAUUUUUGAGGACACCCGACACGCUAAAUAAUAAUGAUUAUGAAGAAACAACAGCAAAGAAGCUAUUGCUUUCGCAAGCAACUCCGACAACAAAUGCUGCCUCAACGCAAUCCGCUCGUGGAGCUCCAUGCGGGAAAAUGCGAUCCAGUGAUUUACAGCUGAGUCGAACGCUGCUUGUUGUGACUAGCACAUUCGUCUUAUUAAACGUGCCAAACUACGCGUUACGCAUUUGCCAAGAAAUCUUCGUGUCGAACAACAAUGUGAUGUUUCAUCUGGUCUACUUUGCCACCUAUUUACUCUACUAUUUUCAUCACGCCGUCUUAUUCUAUUUCUACAUCUUUUGGAGUCCACAAAUGAAGAAACAGUUGAAGCCGGCAGCGAUGCGUCUCCUCGAAUAUCUUGUCCAUUCAAUGAAGAGAUCUCCCGGGAAAUCAGUGUUGGGUAAUAAGUUCAAACGAAUGCCGCCUCCUCGACCGGGGAAAUUAGAGCCGAAUCCGAGGAUUGAGCCAAAGUCACUAGUUGAUUAUUAUUCGAGAAGUGGUCAAGAUUCGCCAACAAGCUCCACCUUUUCCUCAUCCUCAUCACUCAAAGAAAAUCAAAUACCCGCGAAAGUGAUCGAACCAAAAACGAUAAAAGAUCGGCUCAAUCGUUUAACGCAAUCACCGAAGAAGUCACCGAUUAAGACAAAAACGAAAAGUGUGAGAAGACGAAAAUUGAUUUUGCCAAUAAAAAGAGUCUCAAAUGGGAAAUUGUUGCAUCCAAUCGGUCAACUGGAGUCAGAAGUUGAUGAGCUUCGCGAUUUUGAUGAGCUCUGGCGACUCAAUGACGAUCGUUUUCGCUUGUCCAGUCCACUUUUCAGGAAAAAUUCUCACAAAAAGCUGAAUCUUGGUCUCCAAUCACUUCGACAAAGAUUAAAAAAUCGAAAUCACAAAAAUCAACACAAGCAAAAAGAAGCGAAUGUUGAAAGAUCGAUUCGGAGAGUGAAAGUCCAAAAAUUGGAAAACUCACCCAAGAAUUUGCUCGUUUCGAUGGACUUGGAGUAUGUGAAAUCGACGUACGAAGGAAAGUGGAUCUCAAUGGAGGCGUUUCUUGUCGAGAUUUCAUCAGGCCGAGCGAUUCAUCGCUCUCUCGGCCAUCACUCAGUGCCGACGAAAUGCGAUGAUCGACCGUGUUACCUAGAAUUCGACGUGGAUUUGCGGAAUUUCACCGAGAAAUCCUCGCUUUUCGUCGCUUUUGUCGCCGAUUUGGCGGUCACCGAGAAAAAAUCGCGUCGCAGUCUCAGCACGUCGGAUAAUUUCACCUACAUCAAGCAAUCGAUCGGCGCGCUGUGUUUAGGAGAGUUUUGUCGCCAGCAAAACGAAUUUUUACUCAAUUUUGCGUUUCGUGGCGAAGAAGUCAGCUUGAAAUCGUUGGGCGAUUUCCCGAAGAAUUGGAUGAGCAAUUUGGAAACAUUGCAAAUGUUGGGACAAAUCUCGAAAAAGGAGAAAAGCUCGAAACCACUGGAUUUCUGUGUGCUUCUUUUGAAGACUUCAAAUGAAUAUGAAGGCGAAACUUUGAAGAAAAAGAAAACAAUAAACUCAAGAGCAAAUCAACAAGUGAAAAAACGGCAAGAUCUCAAGUAUUUUCUCCGUUUUGGUGACUCGCUGCAGGAAUGGAAACGGAUCUCCGGCUUUUACUCUCCAUUCAAUAGCUUUCCACGUGAAUUCUCGUCAAUCUCCAAUCUCAUCGAUCAUCUCAAUUGUCAAACUUCGUUCAAAUUUAAAGCAAUUGAUCAAACUGACUUUCAAACUGACGAAUCAUUUGGAAUCGAAAUUUUCACAAAUCGUUGCACUCAACUUUCACCGCUUAAAGUGGAGAAAAGGGGAAGAAAGGAAAGUCCUGUAGAAAGAGUGAUCGAAGGAAAACGAUUGCACAAAUUUGAGCAACCGUCCCUUCGCGAUACUUUCCCUCACUACAAAGUGGCGCAUAACGUUGAGGAAAAAUUUGUGACAAUCGAUAACUCAAUGCACUGGUUGGGAAAGGAAAUGUUGAUGAAUCUGCACAAUGUCUCUGAUAUCAAUGUCCAUGAGCGUACAUUCAUCACGAUGUGGAACGCGUAUUUUCGGAUGAAUUCUCGAUGCACUUUCGGGAAUAAAGAUGUUUUUCGAAAUCUGAUCGGUUUUCGUCACGAGCUCUACUCUUGUCUUUUAAACGAUAAGAAUGAAGCAUUCAUCGAUUUUCAACUAAUCUGGCUUUUGUUCUUACGACGACUUACGGAAAACAAGAUCAUUUCUCCUCUACAAGAAGCUGUGCUCAUCACUGGGAAUUUUGAUCUUUUGAGUGGAGGUGAUGAAGAACGACUCAAUGGGGAUGUGAUCAGAAUUGAGAACGAUUCUUUCGAAAUCCCACACACUCUAUCAACACCAAUGUCAAUGGAAAAGACUACUCCAUCAAAAUCGAGCUCAAGUUCUUCCGUUUCCACUCCAAAGAAGCGUCUGCUAAAGUCGGCAGAAAAGAAAUUGGCUUAUCAAAAUCAGGAAAAGCUGUAUCCACUGAGAAAUUCAUUGACGCCAAGUCGAAAAUCUCCGGCGAAAAGCGCUUUAAAGCGGCCGAAAAGCGCUGUUAGUGAAUCGCCAGCGAAACGAACAAGAAGCAGUGAUGUACAAGUGCAUCUAUCAACUCAAAAGCCUUCUCCAAGAGCGAAAAAUUCUUUCUUCACGCAAAAUCUCCAAAAUAAACGCACUUGCCAU
Molecule: messenger RNA, 3480 nt
Organism: Mesorhabditis belari
Lineage: Eukaryota; Metazoa; Nematoda; Chromadorea; Rhabditida; Rhabditidae
Source: the annotation of a GenBank genome assembly